This is a messenger RNA of Trematomus bernacchii (emerald rockcod), 968 nucleotides long. RefSeq lists its product as uncharacterized. The transcript is spliced from 3 exons. The record is from RefSeq and is a predicted model, not a curated record. NCBI's taxonomy places the organism in Eukaryota, Metazoa, Chordata, Actinopteri, Perciformes, Nototheniidae. Bases 48 to 839 code for a protein of 263 amino acids.
CGCAUAUAAUGUGACGCUUGCAGCAUUUUUGAAAACAGAAGCUAGAAAUGGCAAAAAAAAGCACACCGUGGUCCGUUGACGAGGUCACGACGUUCCUCCAUCUGAUAGCAGAUGAUAAAAUACAGCGGGAGCUCGACGGCACAACUCGGAACCUAAAAGUUUUCCAGGAGGUCUCUGCACUGUUGUCCGUACGCGGAUACUCAAGGACUUUCCAGCAGUGUAGGGACAAAUUGAAAAAGCUGAAGAGUGAAUAUCGAGCCGUCAAGGACCACAACGGCCGGAGUGGUUCGGAUAGUAGAAGCUGGAAGUGGUUCGACCUCAUGGACGAUAUUUAUGGCCAUAGACCGUCCAGCGUUGGGAGGGAGGGAGGCCUGGACUCUGCAACCGCGUUGCUGGAGUCUCUGCAUGAUGAUGCCAUUGUCUCGAGUGAGGAGGAACAGUCCCGAAUAGUGGGUGAUCCGUCCUCGUCGUCGUCGUCGAAUCCAGAAGGGACCCCAACUCGACCCCAGACACCAGGCCCAACCGAACACCCGACAACUCAACCACCAACGCCGAGUGCCAUCGCGACACCGCAGCGUGUUCUAGGCAAGAGGAAACGAGGAGGAGACGAGCACCUAGCACAGGAGGAACGGCACCAUGUGCGGAGCCUGGCCCAGGUGGAUCGGCACUGGCAGCUGACCAUGGAGGCUACUGCCCGGGCAAGGCAGGAGGAAAUGGCCUUCAGAAGGGAGGAGAACGCUCAAACGCAGGCAUUUAACAUAGCCUUCCUGCGCACUCUUGGCCAGGUUGUGGACAGCCGACGUGGCCCGUCUCUUCAUGAAGAUGACCAACCUCUGUAAUUGCCACAGUAGUGUCUUGUACAUGUUUUACCUUUUUUUUUUUUUUUUUUUUUAAUGCCAUGCCUUUUUAUGCUGCAGCAACAUUUUUAAAUUUUGUACAAUAUCUUGCUUUUUUAUGCUGCAACACAU